Molecule: messenger RNA, 2227 nt
Organism: Sceloporus undulatus (fence lizard)
Lineage: Eukaryota; Metazoa; Chordata; Lepidosauria; Squamata; Phrynosomatidae
Gene: ADRB3
Product: adrenoceptor beta 3
Exons: 1
Coding region: 124-1437 (437 amino acids)
Biological process (GO): norepinephrine-epinephrine-mediated vasodilation involved in regulation of systemic arterial blood pressure; adenylate cyclase-activating adrenergic receptor signaling pathway
Cellular component (GO): membrane
Molecular function (GO): norepinephrine binding; epinephrine binding; beta3-adrenergic receptor activity
Source: RefSeq, a predicted model, not a curated record
GCAGCAGCAGCAGCAGCAGCGUCCUCGAAGAGUCCGCAAGGCAGGGCAGUGCCUCGUCCGUCGAGGGGAGCAGCCAGCGCUUGGGACUAGAGGCAGAGGCCAGAAGGAGGCGAUCUGCCCCCGAUGGCCCCCUUGUGGCCCCCCAAUAACGGGACCUGGACGGCGGGGCCCUCGUCCAACUGCUCCUGGGCGGCGCUGGGGUCCCUGGGCCGGCAGGGGGCGCUGGGGGCGGCCUUGAGCCUGGCGGUGCUGGGGACCGUCGGGGGCAACCUGCUGGUCAUCGUGGCCAUCGCCAAGACCCCUCGCCUGCAGAGCCUGACCAACAUCUUUGUCACCUCCUUGGCCUGCGCCGACCUGAUCAUGGGUUUGCUGGUGGUGCCCCCGGGGGCCACCUUGGUGCUGAGCGGCCGCUGGCCCUACGGCACCCUGGGCUGCGAGCUCUGGACCUCCCUGGACGUCCUCUGUGUCACGGCCAGCAUCGAGACCCUCUGCGCCAUCGCCGUGGACCGCUACCUGGCCAUCACGGCCCCCUUGCGCUAUGAGUGGCUGGUGACCAAGGGCCGGGCCCGGGGGGCAGUCUGCCUGGUCUGGGCCGUGGCCGCCUUCAUCUCCUUCCUGCCCAUCAUGAACCACUGGUGGCGCGACGGGGCCGACGAGGAGGCCCUGCGCUGCUACCGAGACCCCCAGUGCUGCGACUUCGUCACCAACAUGCCCUACGCCAUCCUCUCCUCCAUCAUCUCCUUCUACGUCCCACUUUUGGUCAUGGUCUUCGUCUAUGCCCGGGUCUUCGCCGUGGCCACCCGGCAGCUCCACGCCAUCGAGAAGGACAAGGGCCGGUUCCUCCAAGAGAGCACCAAGGGCGGUCGGCGGAGGAGGCCCUCCCGGGUCUUGCUGGCCAUCAAGGAGCACAAGGCUCUCAAGACCUUGGGCAUCAUCAUGGGCAUCUUCACCCUCUGUUGGCUCCCCUUCUUUGUGGCCAACAUCAUCAACGUCUUUGCCAGGUCCCUGGUCCCCGACCAGCUCUUCCGCUUUUUCAACUGGUUGGGUUAUGUCAACUCGGCUUUCAACCCCAUCAUCUACUGUCGCAGCCCUGACUUCCGAUGUGCCUUCAAGAAGCUGCUGUGUUGCCCUCAGAGCAUGGAUUGCCGCCUCCGUGCCAUCUCCAAGGACCUCCAUGGACAACCUUGUGCCUUUAGUCCCCAGGUCUUCUUGGAGAAGGAAGGUGCUCCUACGGCCAUGAGGUCCAAAGAGGAGGAAGAGGAGGAAGAAGAGGAUGACAAUGGCACCAACAGCACCAGCAGUGGCUCCAGCAGUAGGACUGGAGAAGCAAAACCCUUGUACUUCUCCAGCAAUGGGCACAGCGGUGGUCAGCGGCCUCUGAGGAAAGCCCAGCUCCAAGGAACGCAGGUCACUUUGUGCCCGCAGCUGGAAGAGUAGGUGUCCCGAGAAGUUAGUGGGUUUAUGGGACUGGGAGGUAGGGACAACUAAGUAUUAUGUACCUCAAUGCUUCCCGGUCUAUAAUAAUGUGGGGGCCUGGUGUGCCAAGGGCCUGGCACUAAAUUUGUACCCGUUAGGUACAACUGAUUCUUUCUUUCCCAGAAAUGUGCCAGGGACUGGCAGACAAUAGCUCAGGGACUGGCACCCAUUCAUGGUCCACCAUGUUUGAGUAGCACUGAUAUGUACAUGAAAUGUCUACAUUUCUUGGCAGCAAGAUAGUAUGGGAGGGAUCUGGAAAGGAGUGGAUUCAAGCAUGGGGUGUGAAGGCAUUGUACAAUGCUGGGACAGGUUUCUUUGGAGGUAAAUCGCUGUUGUGUUCACUGAAGCUCACUCCCAAGUUGCUCCCAAGUUGAGUGUGUUAACUCUAGGAUUGCAGCCAUAUUGUUCAGAGUGAUGGCCAGGAGGCUACUGAGGAGUAAUGGUUAGACAGUGUUGGACAUGGGAUAGUCUCCUCAGCCAUGAAACUCACUAGGUGGGGCCAGGAAUACUCUUUCAGUCUGUCCUACCUUACAAGGUUGUUGUGGAUAUGAACACACUGGAGGACAGGCAGGCAACAAAUACAUAAAUAAGCACUGCUGCAUCAGGGUUAUGGGAGACAUAAGUCAAUGACAGAGCCUCGAUUUUGCAUGAAGAGGAUCCCAGGUCCUGACAGAUCCACUUAAAAGGAUCAAGAAGAAGGUGAUAGGACAACUGCAACUGGAAAGUUGAGAGGUUGAAGUAGACAAUACUG